Messenger RNA from Thlaspi arvense, 635 nucleotides. Lineage: Eukaryota; Viridiplantae; Streptophyta; Magnoliopsida; Brassicales; Brassicaceae. The record is from the annotation of a GenBank genome assembly.
AAGAAAAAAACACAAGAAAGUGGCAGAGAAAGAGAGAGAUAAGAAGUGUAUCAAACCUUUCUUACACCUUCUUCAUCUACUCUUGUUACAUGCUUUCUCUAUCUCUUCAAAUACUUUGUCUGCUACAGAAUCUUUCACCAUUUCAAGCAACAAAACCAAUAUAUCUCCUGGUUAAAUCUUCGAGCUUGGUUUCUUCAAGCCCCCCUCAAGUUCUCGUUGGUAUCUUGGAAUUUGGUACAAGAAAAUCCCUAAGAGAACUUAUGUAUGGGUUGCAAACAGAGACAAUCCUCUUUAUUUCCAACAGAACUCUCAAAAUAUCUGACAAUAAUCUCGUCAUUUUCGAUCAAUCCGAUGCACCUGUUUGGUCAACAAAUCUAACUGGAGUAGAUGUGAGAUCUCCAGUGAAGACCUUUACCAACACUGAGCAAGAUACAAGAAAAUACGGAAACUGUUCUUUCACACUUAAACGCAGCUGGGCAAACUCUUCAACAGUGUUUACAGAAACACUUUCAGUUGUACAAACAGUCUUUGCAGUCCCGUAUUCCACUCUCUGUGUUUCUCAAAAGCUUUACUUCUCUGUUGUUGUAACCACACGUUCUGAUUCUCGGACAGCAGCAUAUCUGAAACUCCUUACA